Rangifer tarandus platyrhynchus (Svalbard reindeer) is the source of this 2133-nucleotide messenger RNA. The record is from the annotation of a GenBank genome assembly. Lineage: Eukaryota; Metazoa; Chordata; Mammalia; Artiodactyla; Cervidae.
AUGCUGUCUUUCCAGUACCCCGACGUGUACCGCGACGAGACCGCUGUACAGGAUUAUCAUGGGCAUAAAAUCUGUGACCCUUACGCUUGGCUUGAAGACCCAGACAGCGAGCAGACGAAGGCUUUCGUGGAGGCCCAGAACAAGAUUACCGUGCCAUUUCUUGAGCAGUGUCCUAUCAGAGGUUUAUACAAAGAGAGAAUGACUGAAUUGUAUGACUAUCCCAAGUAUAGCUGCCACUUCAAGAAAGGGAAAAGGUAUUUCUAUUUUUAUAAUACAGGUUUGCAGAACCAACGAGUGUUAUAUGUACAGGAUUCUUUAGAGGGUGAAGCCAGAGUGUUCCUCGACCCCAACAUACUCUCCGAUGAUGGCACAGUGGCACUCCGAGGCUAUGCAUUCAGUGAAGAUGGUGAAUAUUUUGCCUAUGGUCUGAGUGCCAGUGGCUCUGACUGGGUGACCAUCAAGUUCAUGAAAGUCGAUGGUGCCAAAGAGCUUCCAGAUGUGCUUGAAAGAGUCAAGUUCAGUUGUAUGGCCUGGACCCAUGACGGGAAGGGGAUGUUCUACAACGCAUACCCGCAGCAGGAUGGGAAAAGUGAUGGCACAGAAACAUCCACCAAUCUCCACCAAAAGCUCUGCUACCAUGUGUUGGGGACUGAUCAGUCAGAAGAUAUUUUGUGUGCUGAGUUUCCUGAUGAGCCUAAGUGGAUGGGUGGAGCUGAGUUAUCUGACGACGGUCGCUAUGUCUUAUUGUCGAUAAGGGAGGGAUGCGAUCCUGUAAACAGACUCUGGUACUGUGACCUCCGGCAGGAGCCCAACGGCAUCACUGGAAUCCUGAAGUGGGUGAAGCUGAUCGACAACUUCGAAGGGGAGUAUGACUACGUGACCAACGAGGGCACCGUUUUCACCUUCAAGACAAACCGCCAUUCUCCGAACUACCGCCUGAUCAACAUUGACUUCACGGACCCCGAGGAGUCCAGGUGGAAGGUGCUGGUUCCUGAGCACGAGAAAGAUGUCUUAGAGUGGGUAGCCUGCGUCAGGUCCAGCUUCUUGGUGCUGUGCUACCUGCAUGAUGUGAAGAACACCCUGCAACUUCACGACCUGGCCACUGGUGCUCUCCUCAAGACCUUCCCCCUGGAGGUCGGCAGCGUCGUGGGCUACAGCGGUCAGAAGAAGGACACCGAAAUCUUCUAUCAGUUUACUUCCUUUCUAUCUCCAGGUAUCAUUUAUCACUGUGAUCUGACCAAAGAGGAACUGGAGCCCAGAGUCUUCCGAGAGGUGACUGUGAAAGGAAUCGACGCUUCCGAUUACCAGACAGUCCAGAUUUUCUACCCUAGCAAGGAUGGCACAAAGAUUCCGAUGUUCAUCGUGCAUAAAAAGGGCAUAAAAUUGGAUGGUUCUCACCCUGCCUUCCUAUAUGGCUAUGGGGGCUUCAACAUAUCUAUCACACCCAACUACAGUGUGUCCAGGCUCAUCUUCGUGAGACACAUGGGUGGCGUCCUUGCAGUGGCCAACAUCAGAGGAGGUGGCGAAUACGGAGAGACAUGGCAUAAAGGUGGCAUCUUGGCCAACAAACAAAACUGCUUUGAUGACUUCCAGUGUGCUGCUGAAUACCUUAUCAAGGAAGGUUACACGUCUCCCAAGAGGCUGACUAUUAAUGGAGGUUCAAAUGGAGGCCUCUUAGUAGCUACCUGUGCCAAUCAGCGUCCUGACCUCUUUGGUUGUGUUAUUGCCCAAGUUGGAGUAAUGGACAUGCUGAAGUUCCAUAAAUACACCAUUGGUCAUGCCUGGACCACUGAUUAUGGCUGCUCAGACAACAAACAACAUUUUGAAUGGCUUAUCAAAUACUCUCCACUGCACAACGUGAAGCUGCCGGAGGCAGACGACAUCCAGUACCCGUCCAUGCUUCUCCUCACCGCAGACCACGAUGACCGCGUGGUCCCGCUUCACUCCCUCAAGUUCAUCGCCACCCUUCAGCACCUCGUGGGCCGCAGCCGGAAGCAGAACAACCCCCUGCUCAUCCACGUGGACACCAAGGCGGGCCAUGGGGCCGGGAAGCCCACGGCCAAAGUGAUAGAAGAAGUCUCAGACAUGUUUGCAUUCAUAGCACGCUGCCUGAACAUCGACUGGAUUCAGUAA